Aphanomyces invadans is the source of this 2392-nucleotide messenger RNA. RefSeq lists its product as hypothetical. Bases 39 to 2339 code for a protein of 766 amino acids. The record is from RefSeq and is a predicted model, not a curated record. The transcript has 3 exons. NCBI's taxonomy places the organism in Eukaryota, Oomycota, Saprolegniomycetes, Saprolegniales, Verrucalvaceae.
GCCGCACGACUUGGAUCCGAUCGCUAUGGGUUGUGACGAUGCUGCGCUUCCUGGCUACAGUUGCAUCCACCACAUACGGCAAAGGAAUGAUAUGCGAUGAGUUGUCUUCAUCGACAUGUAUCCAACGGCUCCAUGUCGCACUUCAUGCGCAAGCACAUUCGUCCAAUGACCAUUUUGUCGUGGGAUCCGAAAUGACAUGCCGUGGAUUUGGCAAAGCGUUCGGAGCCCAAGGACACCACGUGCAGAUGAUGUACCCUGGGAGCUAUAGCUCCAUUGCCGAUCACUCGUGGGACAUUGUCUUCAUCGAAGGGUGGUUUCCAGCCAUUGUCGCGUUUAUUCAUGAAAUUCGACGCCUCACGCAAGGUCACGCAAAAAUCUACUUCUUCUGCCUCGAUCCCGACUUUCCAGGUUUGGAUACCAUCCAGCAACUGGACGUCGAUGCCUUCUUUUCCAACAGCCACGAUGCCCUCCGAGUCCUCCAACCGCAUGCUCCGCAUUCUGAGUUCAUGCUUCUCGCAGCGGAGCCUCCAUCGAGCGCUGGAUUCAGUCGCGACUCAAGUUCGCUCAAUGUUGUUUACGUCGGAAAUGUCAUCGGCAUCAAUACCAAGCGAGAUCUCGCCGAUAUGCUUCGCGAAGCGAUUCCCUUUGGUUUGACCAUUUACGGUUAUGCUUGGGACCUUGUACCAGAGUUCACUCCGUAUUGGGGCGGUAUCUUGCCACCAGAAGACCUCCCCAGGGUGUACGCAACAGCUCGCGUCGUGCUCGGCGCCACCAUGGACGGGCAGCGACGCAGCGGCAUGAUCAACAACAGAGUGUUUGAGGUACUUGCGGCUGGCGCAAUAUUGAUUAAUGAUCAUUACGAAGCCCUGGAGCAACUCUUGGAGGACCGCAUUCUAUACUACAGCAAGCCCGGCGACGUCGCUCGCCACUUGCUCGAGCUGUCGUCCUUCCCGUACUCGCCUGUCGAUUUGCAAGCGUUCGUCCGCUCGGCCCACACGUACAAUCACCGCGUUCGGCAAAUCCUGGCCGCACAUUUCAGCCUUUCGACGCGCCACUCGUGCACCGAUCGACUGCACUGCCCCAAGUUUGUCGUUGUCUUGGACGAGCAUGUCAUGACGUCAAAUUUUCUCGUGUCGCUGUUCGUACAAGAAGUGCUCCUUCCAGCGCUGGAGAACCUUCGCAACUAUUAUCACGUUCGACUUGUCUCUUCAGUUGGUGAAGUCAUGGCUAUGACAGACCUGGGUUUUCACGAUUUUGUGCUGGCUCUAUCGUGUUGGAACUGCCCCAUCGAUUUCGACCUCCGGCAGAGUGCUGUCAAUUCGCUCAUGGUGGGCAAAGGCAUGUACUUGCUGCGACCGCCUCCAAUCAAGGCACACGAUCUCGACUUUUACGACGUCCUAUUCGUCACAAGUCCCUUGGAUGGCGAUGUUCUGCUCACCACUCGAACGAAUCGGCAGCAUGCGUUUGGCGUUCCCAACCGAGGGCGCCAUCCUGCACGGACCAUCGCAGAUUCAACCUGCGAAUGGAUGGCUCUAGGUGACUGGACAGACGAUGCCCAACGGCUCGUUCACAUUCUCGACAACGCUGUUGACAGCUCCCAACCAAACGUCACCACCGUUGUUGUGUUUCCGGACCAUUCGAAGCUUGCGUUGGCCCACACAGUCGCGUACCUGCAAGCAACUCAGCCACGCCUGAUUAUUCGAUUUGCAACCAGGCCAAGUCAAGUGCUCGAGAUGUUGAUGGAGACGUAUCAAUGCAAUGCGUUGUACCUCCCCGCGACAGAUGAAGUCGGUGGAGGAGAUUGGGUGGUGGCGAUCGCUGCAACAUUGGGGCUAACACUCCAUGUGCAACCAGAUACAUCGAGGUGGUCGAGGACGUUCGUGGAUGUGCUCAACUCGACGUGGGACCUGCAAUACGUGACCAACGCCUUUCGUUUGGGCAUGACCCAGAGACUCUGCCUUGGCCACGGUGGCGCUUUCGUUCGUAUGGUGUGGCCUCUGGACGGCGCCGUCGUAGGCGAAAGCUUUGACGUUUCCUUUGAAACGGAGCGAUUCGAGAUUCCGCGAGACGGAAGCGUGUGCCUUUUUGUCAAUGACCAAGUGAAGGGAUGUCUUGUGCGACCAAACUUGAGUUUCGCCGUCGAGUGGCCGGAUCAAAAACGGAAUGACAUGCUGGUCCUGGAGCUGACCCUUCGUAGCAAUAUCUAUGGGAACGACUUUGCCAAGACGGAACCAGUGACAGUAUUGUUCGGCAAUGGCAGCCAAGAAACCUACCAGAUAGCAGUCGACCCCGUCUUCGUGAGCAACGAUAGGCGUCAUGAGCUGAUAGAUCCCAACUAGAACGAAGAGGCCAUGAUGGUCCUCACGUGAAAUGCAGCAAUUUUCAAAAAGAG